Molecule: messenger RNA, 1785 nt
Organism: Aspergillus glaucus CBS 516.65
Lineage: Eukaryota; Fungi; Ascomycota; Eurotiomycetes; Eurotiales; Aspergillaceae
Product: bifunctional fumarylacetoacetate hydrolase/alpha/beta hydrolase family protein
Exons: 3
Coding region: 1-1785 (594 amino acids)
Molecular function (GO): acetylpyruvate hydrolase activity
Source: RefSeq, a predicted model, not a curated record
AUGGCAUCCCCCUUGACCAACUACAUCGCCUUUGUGCGUCCUGACCUUAAAGUCCCGCGCAUCGGUCACCUCAAUUGGGACGAUACCACCAUCCAACCUCUCUCCUUUGCCUCUGGCACGCCGCUAGAAAGCCUAUACCAAGUUAUCCAAGCAGGACAGGAAAACCUCAAACCAACCGGUCGUCCUAUCCCCCUCAACACCGUCCAAAUUCUCCCUCCGAUCAGCGGCCGGGAUAUCCUAGCAGUUGGAAAGAACUAUGCAGAGCAUGCCGUCGAGUUCAACAAGUCCGGAUAUGACAGCUCCGAUAAAGUUGACCAGCCGACACAUCCUGUCCUGUUUACCAAGCGUGCGACUUCCAUCGUGGGUCAUGGACAUCCCAUUGCCCUCCAUCGGAACUUUACGCAGACGCUGGAUUAUGAGGGAGAGCUGGGCGUGAUUAUUGGGAAGGCUGGCUUCGAUGUUAGAAAGGAAAACGCCAUGGAGUAUGUCUGGGGAUAUACUAUUAUCAAUGAUGUGACAGCUAGAGAACGGCAACGUGAUCACAAACAGUUCUUCAUUGGCAAGUCCGGUGAUACUUAUUGCCCAAUGGGACCGGUUGCCGUACCCUCGAGCAAGCUUCCGGAUGUCCUCACCGUCCAAACCUUUGUCAAUGGUCAAGAGAGACAGAACGCAACCACCAACGAUUUGAUCUUCUCUGUCCCUACUCUGAUCGAAACUGUCUCACGCGGCACGACGAUUCAACCGGGAGAUGUCAUUGCUACCGGAACUCCAGCGGGAGUCGGCUUUGGACAGAAACCCCCCGUGUUCCUUAAUCCCGGAGACGAAGUCACGGUGUCCAUCUCCGGCCUGGGCCAACUCAAAAACGAGAUCAUAGAAAGAGACCCGCUUACAUCGCUGGCACCCGCUCCCAGUGACCUGACACUGCCAUCCAACAACGCUUCCAAAGCCAUCACCGGCGGCUGUCUGACCCAGAUCAAUGGCAAGCCACUCUACUACAAGAAGCAUGGCACCGGGGGUAGCCCGAUUGUGUUCGUGCACGGCUUGGGCGGCUCAUCGGAAUUCUACACGUCGUUGAUUAACUCCCUUGGUCUCGACAAGUCGCAUGAGCUGCACCUCGCUGAUCUGGAAGGACAUGGGCUAUCACCAACAUCUCCUUUGUCCGUCAUCAGCAUUGAAUCCCUUGCCAGUGAUCUAGCCGGCGUCUUCGACGUCGCUGGCCUCUCAUCUACUUCGGGUACAACACUGGUAGCUCACUCAAUGGGCUGUCUCGUGGCCUUGCAAUUCGCCAUCAAACAUCCCGACCUAGUCCACAAACUCAUUCUCCUCGGUCCAGCACCCAACCCUCUACCGGACCCCGCGGUCAAUGCAUUCAACGACCGCGCGGAGCUAGUCCGCGAGAAAGGUAUACUUGCAGUAGUCGAUGCGGUUUGCGCAUCUGGCACUUCUACCAGAACGAAAGCGUCUGGCGUUGGACUCACGGCUGUUCGACUCUCGCUGCUCGCGACUGAGCCCGAGUCUUACGCAAAGGCGUGUAUGGCUUUGGCUGCGAGUAAGCCGUUACCUGUCGAAUUUAUUAAGUGCGAGACUUUGAUAAUCACCGGUGACGAGGACAAAGUUAGUCCUCCGGCUUUGUGUACUUCUUAUUCUCAGAGGAUUUCUCAGAGCUUGCCGCCGAUUGUCCUCAAGGAUGUCGGGCAUUGGCAUGUAUUUGAAGAUGUGGAUGGAGUUGCCACUGCUGUGCAAAGUUUUUUUGUAAAGAUAAAAGAUUUAGAAUUAGAUAGAUAG